GAAGAGGUAGAGAGUUGAGGUGACCUCUGUUUGGGGCGGAGGAAGAGCGCCCGGAGUGCCUCCAGGCCCCCAACAUCCCCAUCCCCCGCUCCGUCGGAGGGAACCCGGGUCUUGGGUGACGUCAGACUCCUGGAUGCUGGAGCCUGGGCCUUGGGCCCUCCAUCCGCACCUGGCGUUCCCUGGAAACUGGCCUCCUCCUCCUGGGGAUGGCUCACGUGCCCGGGGAUGGGGGCGACUGGAGGCGGGUUGACUGUCGCCUUAUUUGAGUCCUUCCUCCCAAGAGGCUCCUGCAGUUCAGGACAAAGAGGUGUGGGCAGGCCACUGGGCUGGCUGGUGCCAUCAUGGCAGAGAAAGUGAACAACUUCCCACCGUUGCCCAAAUUCAUCCCACUGAAGCCAUGUUUCUACCAAGACUUCGAGGCAGACAUCCCUCCCCAGCAUCUCAGCAUGACCAAGCGCCUCUACUACCUCUGGAUGUUGAACAGCGUCACGCUGGCCGUGAACCUGGUGGGCUGUCUCGCAUGGCUGAUCGGAGGCGGGGGAGCCACCAACUUUGGCCUCGCCUUUCUCUGGCUCAUCAUCUUCACACCCUGCUCCUACGUCUGCUGGUUUCGGCCCAUUUACAAGGCCUUCAAGACUGACAGCUCCUUCAGCUUCAUGGCAUUCUUCUUCACCUUCAUGGCCCAGCUGGUCAUCAGCAUCAUCCAGGCUGUGGGCAUCCCAGGCUGGGGCGUCUGUGGCUGGAUCGCUACCAUCUCCUUCUUCGGAACAAAUGUUGGCUCAGCGGUGGUGAUGCUCAUUCCCACUGUCAUGUUCACGGUCGUGGCCGUCUUUUCCUUCAUCGCCCUCAGCAUGGUUCAUAAAUUCUACCGGGGCAGUGGGGGCAGUUUCAGCAAAGCUCAGGAGGAGUGGACCACGGGGGCAUGGAAGAACCCGCAUGUGCAGCAAGCGGCCCAGAAUGCAGCCAUGGGGGCGGCCCAGGGUGCCAUGAAUCAGCCGCAGACUCAGUAUUCCGCCACCCCCAACUACACGUACUCCAAUGAGAUGUGAGCCAGCUGAGCCUACUGGGAGGCAGGGCUGGGGGCCAGUGGGACAGGGGCUCAAGCCACAUCGUCUGUUGUGGUGACCAAGCAGGGUUCCCCCUUCCCUUUUCUCCUCCCCCACUUUGUACAAAGAAUCAGAGUUAUAUAUAUAUAUAUGUAUAUGUAUAUGUAUAUGUCUACCCCCUCACCCCCCAACACACACCCUUUGGAUUCUGCUCUCAGCACUCUAAGAGCUGUGGGCUGUGAAGGGAGCUGUCCUGUGUGGUAGUAGCUGUGUCCGUGUCCCCCUGUGAAAUAGUGUGCAGUGAAGGUCUCUGUUGUUGUGGUGCUAGAUGUAUGUUUAGAACUAAACCAGCCCUCCAUCCUCCACCAGCCUGCCCCUUCUGACCUUGACCCAGGAACCCAUCAUGGGGCAGGGGGAGGCAUAGCAAAGAGCCUGGCCCCCUCCCCAGGGUUAUGAGCUGAAACUGUUUCCACUUUUGGUCUUACUGGGAAGCAACAGUAUUUAGCACUCAUGGGGGUGGUAGGUGGGAGUGUGGGACAGGCAGGGGAUCUUCCUUUGCUCCUUCUUAUCCGAGUCUCCUCCCCCUCAACCUCCUCCUCCCCUUCAACCACCUCCUCCUCUCCUCUCGUCCUGCUGUCAGAUUCCCUGUGGUCUCUUCUCCCGCCCAGGGUCUCUCUCUUCCCUAUGUGGCUUUUCUUUGUCUUCCCCAAGGCUGAGUGUCCCAGUUGUAUCUGCUCCUGAGACUGAGCCCAUUCCCAGAUCAAGGAAGCAGACAGGGAAGCUGAGCCUUAGCCCUGAUGUGAGAGGGCACAUAGCCAGAGAUGCAGAGCCCACCUGGGUACCUGACUCCCAGGGACUGGAAAUGCAGGAUCAUCUCCUUGACUCUCAGAGCUUGUCCUGCAGCGGCAGGCUCCUCUUUUCGCUGCCCUGCUUCCCCUCCUUCUCUUCCCAGAGACCCUUUGAGCCCCUCUGCUUAUGUCCCUCCCUGUACCCCCAGCUGCUGUGGCUUGAUUCUUCUACCUUCCCCCACCACGUGCCCAGUGGUGUCUGCUGUCCACAAGGGCAGAUUCCACUGCCUUCCCUGAAGAGCUGGAUGGUGUCCAGGCAAUUUUCAGGUAUAAAGGUACAGCUGGAGCAGAGGGUAUGUAAAUAAUUAUUGGUCCCUGGGUGAGGUCUGGCUGGCCCAAGCCCUCUGGGCAGGUGCUAGGUAUCUCUGAAGGACCAUUGGAUUCCUGGGAGCAGUAGCUGUUCUGUUUGGGUCUGGCUCAGAGGGCUGGGCCUGGAGGGGAGAGCAGAGAAGACAGGCAGGGCCCAGUGAGAGGGGAGCAUGCCUCUGCCACCCCAGCUUGCUCUUGGUCACAGGGCAGUUCUGGGCAUUUGAACUCAGGGCUCAGGGAGAAGCACAGGCCCAAUCCUGUCCACAAGCACAAUGGCCAGAAUGGGAUUUCAGGGUAGGUGGGGUGGGAGGGGAGGCUUUCCAGCUUUUUCUUCCUUUUUUUUUUUUUUUAAUGAAGAUUACUUGCUCCCCUCUGCCUACCAGACUUGGUUCUUGGCCCUUCCUCACCCUAUCAGAACCCCUUUCCUUUCCAGCACAGUGAUUUCAGGCCUGUGGGGCUGUUCUAUUCCAAGCAUCGUGAGAAUGUUGCUGGUGGAGGCCCUGGCUCUCUCUGAGGCCUGUAGGGGAGUGGGUUCCUACCCAAGUAGCAGCUGCCUGUUUCCCACGCCCACUUCUACCUGGGCUAUUUGGCCUGAAAACGAAACCCCACUUGGCCACUCUGGGCUGGCUCCAGCUUAGAACCCAACCCCUGGGCUUCCUGGUGCCAUCCUGAGCUUUGGGCUGCAGGUACUUCACUUUCCUGUAAGAGGAGCCAGGAUCUCCGGAAAGUUCUCUUCCUAAUGGUCCCUUAGGCUUGGGCCAGAGUGUGAUUGGCUCUCUCCUCUAUCACUGUCUCUCUGGAAAGCAGUCACAGCCCCUAGUACCUGAAGAGAGACCCAGGUCUAGGCUCUUCCUCCACUUCCCUCUCCCCCACCCUAGACCCCUGGCUCCCUUUCUCUUAGUCUCUCUGGUCGCUCCAGGAGGCCUGUGAUCCAGCUGCCAGCCCAACAUCCAUGACCUGUUGGAUGCCACCUCCAGUCGAUCUCCUGUCCUCUCUGCCUUUCCUCUUUCCUGGCUCAGACCUAUAUGGUCAUGCCCUGGUUCUGCCCUUGGGAAGGCCUGCUACCUGUGUGUGCCCCAGCUUGUCCAGGCCCUGGGAUGCUGCAUCUCCAGGCAACUAUGCACUUUCCAGGGAGGAACCAGUAUGAGAAGUGGGGGCUGGGCACAGAUUUAACUCUGCUGGAUGGUCUGGCUUGGGGGUGGGGUGGAGGAAGGCCCAGGUCAGUUCUGGGAAUCCUCAGGUCUGCAGCCAGCCAGUGACCUGCCUUUGCAUUCUGCUGGUGCCCACUGCUCCUUGUUUCUGGGAGACACAGACCAUUCUCCAAUUGGCAGUUGACCUGCCUGAGCCAAUGUGUCUGUCUGUGGUAACUGAGUGAAUCAUAAUAAAGGGGAACAUUUGGCCCUGCGUG
Messenger RNA from Diceros bicornis minor, 3611 nucleotides. It is a transcript of the gene SCAMP5, whose product is annotated as secretory carrier membrane protein 5. The transcript is spliced from 7 exons. The record is from RefSeq and is a predicted model, not a curated record. Lineage: Eukaryota; Metazoa; Chordata; Mammalia; Perissodactyla; Rhinocerotidae. Bases 342 to 1049 code for a protein of 235 amino acids. Gene Ontology annotation, cellular component: trans-Golgi network membrane; recycling endosome membrane. Gene Ontology annotation, biological process: protein transport.